AUGUCAGUUUGGAAGGCUUUGAAUACGCGAAGACGGAAGUACAGGCGAUCUUUGAUAUUCGCUCUGAUAGGUGCGGCUAUAUGGUACCUGGUCCAGUACCCGCUUAAGAAACACUUUGUACAUACUAAUGAAAAGAUUCCGUAUUCAAAGUUUGAUAUUGGCUCUCAAAAAGAUGACGUUUUCGUUCAUGGAUGCCUUGAUCCAUUAGAGUACAUUCGCGACCCACAAUACCAAAAACAAAAUGCGACAUUCGUGAUGUUGACAAGAAAUCAAGAAAUCGAGGGUGUACUGCAAACAAUGCUCAGCAUAGAACGCCAUUUCAACCAAUGGUUUCAAUACCCAUACGUGUUUUUGAAUGAUGAGCCUUUUAGCGAAGAAUUCCGGCAGCAAGUUGGAGCAGUGACAACGGCGCAUGUGCGAUUUGGACUUGUGAGCGAGUUCGAAUGGGAAUUUCCGAAGGAGGUUCGUGACUCUCUUUUGUUUAAACAUAGUAUUGAUGAUCAGGGAGACCGAGGUAUCAUGUACGGCAAUAUGGAAUCCUACCACAAGAUGUGUCGCUUUUAUUCCGGGCUGUUUUACAGACACCCAAUGGUACUGGAAUACGAGUGGUAUUGGCGCAUUGAGCCCGACGUAGAGUUCUUUUGUGAUACCACUUACGACCCAUUCUGGGAGAUGGCCAAGCAUGGCAAGAAAUACGGCUUCACCAUGGUCAUAAAAGAACUUUUCUGGACCGUGCCGAAUUUAUUCAGGUUUACAAAAAGCUUUAUUCGCAGCCACGGUUUGCAGGUUGGUACACUGUGGAAAAUGUUCACUUGGGAUUACAACGUACUUUCGGGCGACGCGGAGAUGAACAAACUCGUCAAUUACCGAUUUCAAAUAGAUGACGAGCUCAAAAAGAAAGUUCUUGCCGACGAGCUGCUGAGCAGAAAUUACGCGAGUGAUGCUGAAGUAGAUGCUGACAUGCUGUACGCGUUAGUGGAGCGCAGCAGACAAAAGGUGCCAAUCGUGGAGGACAAAUUCGACAAUGAGGAAUUUAACCUGUGUCACUUUUGGAGCAAUUUCGAGAUCGCACGCGUUGACGUGUUCAACAACGACCUCUAUAACGCCUAUUUCCAGUAUCUGGAGGAAUCAGGCGGAUUCUGGGCCGAGCGAUGGGGCGACGCGCCUGUACACUCGUUGGGGCUCGCGCUGAGCCUAAAUUUGGAGGACGUGCACUACUUCCGCGACAUUGGCUACCAGCACUCAACGCUUGCGCAUUGUCCUGCCAAUAAGGCCGGUAAACAGCUGGCGUACACUCCAAACCCGGCGUAUAAGUCGGUAUUUGCGUCCCAGGACACCAUUUUCGCCCGCCUGGCACGCACAGGACGUCGCGCGACGCCCGAAACUAACGUGGGUGUCGGGUGCCGGUGCGACUGCCCGAACCGCAAGGAAAUCGAAGACACCUGCGAUGAGUGCUUCGGACUAUGGGGGGAGUUGCUGUGGGACGAGCAUCUGCCCGACGUGCCCGAAAACGCUGCAAUGCGCCUGAAACAGCUGCGACUGGAACUCCGCGCGGAGCUUCAAAAUCGCUGA
This is a messenger RNA of Lachancea fermentati, 1572 nucleotides long. NCBI's taxonomy places the organism in Eukaryota, Fungi, Ascomycota, Saccharomycetes, Saccharomycetales, Saccharomycetaceae. The record is from the annotation of a GenBank genome assembly.